GUAAGAGCAAGCAAGCACCUCGCUUAACUGCCGAGGAGCGCAGCUCACCCCGCCCAGGCGGUGGCAGCAGCUAGCUCUGACCGUUCCACGAGCUGGCACCGCGCAGGGCGGGCGCUCCGCUCCUAAAUAGCCUUUCUCAGGGCGGGCCGGGGCCACUCCGUGCUGAGAGAGCGGGCUGGGAGAAGCGGAGAAAGAGACGGCUGUUGCCGCGCGCGGCGUGGCGACCACGGCGCCCUCCCUCCGCUGCUGCCACCGCCACUGCCACGGAACGCGCCGGGACACGGAGUCCGCGCGCCACAUGGGACACAGGCGGGCUGAAUGAGGCUUCCCCGCUGCCUCCGUCUCUGAGGCGGGAGAACGGAGCCGCCGCCGCCGCCGCCGCCGCCACCACCGGCCAACCGGUAACGGCUCCGCAUGCGCCGCUGGUUGAGAGAGUGGGGGAGCAGAAGGGCACCAAAUUCAAACAGCGAAAGAGACGCAGGCAGAGAAAGGAGGACCGUCGGAAGAACGGAUGGUUCGGUGGGGGGAAGCGACGAGGAGGAGGAGGAGGAGACGGUGGGAGGAGAGCAGAAUGAAGUGAGAGGCAAAUAAGAAGAGGGGCUUCGGGGAGGAGGAAGGGGUGGGGAGCAGAGGCAGGCAGGCUAAGGCAAGGCAGCGCGUGAGAGUCCCUCGCAUUCUCUCCAGAGGGAGCUCAGGUCUGCUCUCCGCUUCCCUCGCCAGGCACAUCCCGGCGGCCGCCUCUCCUUUUCGCUGUCGCUGAGCGUCCCCCACUGGGCGCCGCCAUGGUCGACAGGGGUCCCCUGCUCACGUCCGCGAUCAUCUUCUACCUGUCCAUCGGAGCAGCGAUUUUCGAAGUCUUGGAGCAGCCUUACUGGAAGCAAGCGACGCAGAGCUACAAGGACAAGAAAACGCAACUCCUCAAGGAUUUCCCCUGCCUGGGCCAGGAAGGGCUGGACAAGAUCCUGCAGGUGAGUUUGGGAGCGGGGGAAAAAAAGCUGCUCUUCAGAAAGAAAUCCGAUGGAGAAGUCGCUGGGCUGGGCUGGAGUGUGGCGGCUUGUCCACCUUCUGUGAACCGACGGUCACGUUGGAGGCUUCCAAAGCGGAGGACUUCAAAGAGUACUGUAUUAUAAGCCUAAGCAAAUGGCACCUGAGGACAUGAGCGCACACCUCCCGCACACGAAAUAAAAAGGGGAAAUACCACCCACCCAUACACACAGAGAGAGUCCCCCCCCCCUUACACGGGGGACAUCAUUGUGUUCCUCCUGGGGGAAGGAGCCAACCCUUUGAAUGAAAGCAUGGGUUAUUGUUUAGCUCUGUCGGUGCGUUUCAAACCCUGCACCUCCUCCCUCCCUAAAUUGCACAAGCCUAACAAUGCAUGAACAAAAUUCAAAGUACAGUAGAUGAGCACCAGGAGCGAUCCGAGGUUGGGAGUAUGUGUUUGCAGAACAAAUCGUUCUUUGAAGGGGGGGACACACACAUUAAAUGUGGCAUUCAACGCGAAGCUCACUUGUAACAGCAGUCGUUUUAUUUCAUUCUCCCCACCCUUUCGGAGCCCUCUCAUUGUACCCUCUCGACAUACAAACGCGUUUAUCUUUUAAGCAGCGUUUAAGAACUGGACUUUCCCCAGAGUGCUCAGACUCAGUUGGUUUGUCACACUCCUUCCCCUCUGUAAACUCCUCCUCAGUCAUACGUUGCCGGUGGCUGUUAUUGUGACUUUUCUAAGGGGCAGGCCCAGCACAGUUUUGUACUGUUUUAUGUCAGCAGCAGGUGCUUAGUUUCUCGUUUCCUCUUUUUCAAAUGUGCAGAUGUUAUCAGUACAACUUUUAAGCCUGUGAGCAGGUGAAAAGCGUGGAAGAGAUUAUAAAAAGAAAGGGAGUGCAAACAGGGAGAGAGGGGAAAACUUUGUGAUGUGUCCUUGAAACAUUGUGCAGUUUUAAGUUUUCUUUCAAUAUUUGAAUGGCAAGGCUUGUACAGUAAUAAGCAAAACACCUGUUUCAUGCUUUGCAUCUGGAUAACUGAGCUGUGUGCGGGUGCAUGAAUUUUCUCCUCUUGAAAGUUCAAAGGUGAACGUCUGUUUAAAUUAAUUCACUGGGAAAUAUUCCUUCCUGCAACUUAUAGCUUCUCUAGAAUGUUUUCUCAUUAUCAGCUCAGUAUGGAUACUCUGGUAGAUCUGAAUGUGAAUAGAAAGAUUCCAGUCCUCAAAGAGCUCAACUUGCAGGAGCCCCAUUGAUUGAGUCACAUGAGAUCCGGAAACAAAGGAUGAUGCUGAAUAGUUCCUGCCCUUGAUCCUUUUCUUUGUUUGCCUGUCUCUUCUUAUAUGCUUCAUAAGCUCCAUUAUGUGGAAAGUUUGCCUGGCACUUUUGUUAAGCUCUGGCUUGCACAGAGUGUGAGGCUAGACAGUAAAAUAAAGAACUGCAGGAUUCUUGUUGCAGCUGCAUAAAAUAUCAUUUAGGUUGAAUCCUCACUGAACUUCUAGUAGUAUAUAGCAGUGGACAUGUUACUGAUUCUGGAACAGAGUCUUGCAGCACCUUUGAAGGCUACUCUUUAUUGCAGCAUAAGCUUUUGUAGACCAGCUUUUGUCUGUCCUAUGCAUGAAGCAUUGUCAGUUUUGCAAGCUCCUGUAACUGUAAACUCCUCAGGGCAGGGACCUGACCCUUUUUGUACCCUGUAAAGCACCAUGUGCAUUGAUGAUGUUAUAAUAACUGGCAUAUAUGCAUGUAUUACAUAUACAGAUAUAGCUGGAAAAUUAUGAAAGAGGGAGGCCAAAAUGUCAUGAAAUACAGGAAGGUACAGGCAUUCUGUGGUGUGUGUGUGUUUUUAGAAAAGCUUGUUCUUCUGGCGUAUUCAAUGCACUUUCAUCUGCUGCUGAAGUUGAAAAGGGCAACGGAAAUGCUCAGGGGCCUGGAGACAUUUGUCCUAUGUGGAAAGGUUGCAACAUCUGACGAAAUGGUACAGAAGGGGGCACAUGAUAGAGGUAUAGAAUGGUGUGAAGACAGAGAAGUAUUUCUACACUCCCUCCUAAUACCCAGGGUUAUCUGAUGAUACUGAUUGGUAGGAAAUUCACCAGGGCUCUUCUUUAUGUUCUUAGUGUUUGUGGGUGGAAUUAAACGUGCGCUAUUACAAACGUUCCAUCUGCACAAGCAGAAGGUUUGCCAGAUGAAAUGAUUCCACCCCCCUGCACUGUUCUGGAGGUUCUUCUGACACACACAAACCCAAGCCAAUUGUGGGGAGGUGAAAAGCCUGUGUGCAGGGCUUCCACUGAAAGGGAAGUUGGUAUAUAUCUUAUUCCUCCUGUGCUUAAUCACUUUGAAGUUAAUAUAACUGUAGAGGGUUAUGCAAUAAGGGUCAAUCAAUUUAUACAUGACUGGAGUAUUCCAUGGUCUAUCUGUUUUCACUUGUUUUGGGGAUACAUGGAAUGGAUCCAAUUUUCCAAUUUGAAAAAAAGGAAGGACGGGCUUACAAUUAAUUUACUCAUUGUUAUCAUAUAGCAUUGCUUUUAUUGAAGUCAAAAUGAAAAUAUUCUGACCACUGGAUGCACUGGGAUAACAUUCCGUAAUGUGAACUGGGGUAGUCAUGGCUGAUGGUUAUCGCAGAAAACCCCUCUUUUAGUGUGAGGGUGAGCUAAGUAACCUUUUGGUUUAAAUUCUUUUGUGCUGUCACUACUGAUUUUCGGGUUUCUGUAACUUUAUAUCUCUGUUGGUCCCUUGGUGACUGAUGUGACUGUCAUCUAAGGCAGUGGAUCAUAAACUUGGUGUUUGCUUGUUCUUUGUGGACUUGUAUUUUUUUGCCCCACACCCACCACAUGGGGAGAUGCUUGACAGACUUCACAUUAUAAAAACUCAACUACUGUGCAGCUCAGUGGAAGUUAUUUGUGGGCACAUGGAAGAAUGAUGCAUGCAGCUGGUGGUUUCUUCAAAGUUUUCAAAGGAACUAGUUGCUUGGCUUUAGAGGAAAAUCAAUCAAGUUUAUUUUAAAACAACAACAACAACCUGAAAAGUAUCUCUUCAGCAUGGGAUGGAAAUUCAAGAAAACCUGUUGGCAUUUACCUCCCUUUUCAUUGUUUCAGAUUUCAGGUUUGGUUACACUGUUAGUCGUGUGUGUUGCACAACAUUACAAAUGGGUUUUGUGUAGUUGUUGAGCUAAAUAAUCUCUCAGCAUUUUGCCUGAGGGGUCAUUGUCACCAAAUUUUAUAACACUGUAAAGCUAUGAUCAUUAGCCUUCCAUGUAUAAGAUGUUGCACACAGAAUAUGCUUCUUGAUCUUGCACAAUCAUUGCUGCAUGUUCCUAUAGGCGAAAGUUUCGGAGGCUUCCUGUUCAAGGGGCUAGAACUUCCUCUUUCUUUUUCAAAGUUCUUCUUCAGCAGAAUUCAGAAAUGUUGCUGGUACAUCUAUCUCCUUCCCCUUUUGCUCAUGUUGUGCCCAUGCUUGAAUCCCUUCAUUGAUUUCCACUUGCCUUUGGUUUUCCCCAACCGUACUCUGUCUUGUAUGUACUGUUAUCUGUUUCUCUCCACUCCUUAUAUUACAGUGAAGUCUCAUGUCAGGUUUCUAUUUUUUGUAUCCUGUUUUUAGUUAGGGCUCUUCAUGUUUUAAUUUGAAAUUGCACAAAGUUACUAAAUGUUCAUAGGCUGCAAUCUUACAUGCAUUUAGCUGGGAGUAAGCUGACAUGUAAGUAAACAUGAAUAGGGUCUGGCUGUAUAUGUGAGUUCUUCAUUGCUGAGGAUGCAACUGAGAUAAAAUACCCAGUUUAGGGGGAUAUUUGUCACUUCUCUUGUGACCUGACUCUACCUCUUCUCCUGACAUUGCAGCAUCCAUCAUGCUGCUAUGCUGCACAAAGUGCUACUCCAUGGGCUAGCAUGGAAGUAGUGAGAAGUGUGGAUUACUGCUGACCCGUGAAUGUGCAGCGCUGGCUCUAUCAUUGAGCACAGUGAAGCAGCCAACUCUGAGACUGGCAGCAUGGUGUUGGAGGGCAGAGCCCUGCACACUAAGCUAGUCUGCUGCUCUCAGGUGUAACUCUAUCACCAACAUUGAAGCAAAAUUCAAAUGCCAGUCCAGCCAGCUUCUGUACAUGGAAUAGGGAGUGCCAUCUUGUCCUUUGCUUUAGGCAGAAGCUUGAACCAGCUCUGGGAUUAUGAUUUAGAACACACAUAGGCCUAAUUAAGUCUUAAUGGUCUUCACUUAUGAAUAAACCACAGUGAACAUUGUGCUUGCUUCCUCUUUUGCACCCAUGAGGAGAUCAGUUUUAUACUAAGCACAGUUCUCUGUUUUGUCCUGACUAAAGUUUUACAUUUGUUAGAACAAACCAGGAUCUGCAAUCAUGAUUUAAUUCUGGCUUAUUUUCACUAAACAAACAAUCCACAGUUCCAUGAAUUCAGACAUAAUGAGGAACUGUGGUUUGUUAAAAAACUGCAAGCAAAAGUUUUUCUCCAACUCAGAGGCACACCAAGGAAGGGAGAGGAGGGUAAAGGUGCAAACUGGAUACACAUUCACAUAGUGCGAAACCAUAGCUUCUAUUACAUCUGAUAUUUACCCCUGUAUCAGGGACUGGCUGGAUGCAGAGGAUUGGUGGGAGGUUGCAAGAAUGGGUGAUGCAAAUCAUGUAUAUGGUAGCGCACAUAAAUUCAUUGCAUUGUACUGUAGUAAGUGAACCUUCUGUUCCCAUUGGGUUCACUGAGGGUUACUCUGAAGUACGCUUGCUGAGAAUUUUUAAAAAGCUCAUAUGUUGUACAGGGAAGGACAAGUCUUUACUAACUGGUGAUGUGAGAACUGCUAUUUCAAAGCUUAGCUACCUGCCUCCCCCCUUAACUGCUUAGAGGUUUUAUUACAAUCCAGCAAUAUAUGCUCAACACUAAAUACAUGCAGCAGAAAUUUAACAAGAUAAUUUGUUACAUUUCACAUCUGUACUGCAAUCACAAAAUCUACCCCUUUGCAUUUCAUGCCCUUUUUCUUGCAACUUCCUUCGUUCCUAUACUCGCACAUCUUCCAACUGAUUAUAGUAGUUCAUAUGCCUGAGGAGGUAGACACAAAAACUUAGGCCAUAAUGGAUCUGUUAAUCCUGAAAAUUUGAGAGAAGACCUGUGUAUUUUGGCAAUAUACCCUGCAGCCUUUGUAGAUAUUCCCUCUGAAACAGUUGAAAACUCUCAGCCUCUGAUUACUCAUGUAUUGACAUGACUUUGACUUUUGAAACUGAAGUGAGAGGCUGCCAUAAAAAUUAUGAUUGUAAAAAAUCGUUAUGGAUGCAAAAUGGCUUAAUUGGGUGUGUUAAAUCUUGAUGGAGUUGAUCAGCUUGGAACUCAGAUGCAGAUCCUGCAUUUAAUUUUGUUUGCUUGCCAUUUUUCUUUACUUUGUUGUUGUUCAAGGAUGCAUUGGAGAGGUCCCUGCUACCCUAUUGUGUAAAAUUGUUUAGCCAAGAAUCAUAGCAUGUGUCCAAUAGGAGUUAUACUUCCAAACAUCAAAAAAUAAGUAGCCAGUAACUCUUUACACACUUUGGUGAGUGAAACAGCUGAGACACUUGUGAAUUUUUAUUUCCUGGAAAGUGGAAUUGGCUGAGAGCAGGUUUUCUUCCUUCCUGGCAUAACUGCCAAACUAGUAUUAAUAACUAAAUGGGACAAGACCCUAUUUUCAAAAAAAUGGAAGCAAAGUGCUUUCUUCCCUGGAGUAAAAACAGUUACAGGAAGUUGAGGAUGCACCCCAAUGCCUUCCUGUGUAGGUGUCUGUCAUUGCUGGAAAAUUUUGGGUUCCAUAUUUCCAGACACAGACCCUUGAAGUGCAACUAAAGCACAUCACCCUACUCAUGUUAUGAACAACCACUGAGUCACAGAAACAUGAGUAGGUUGUUGCAUCAUUUCCUUGGUUCUGUGUCUUGCGCAAAUUAGAAACUGUGCACCUCUUGUCUUCCUUUUUCUCCCCCCUCCCCUCCGCCUCUCUCUCUAUAGCGUUUGUCACGUACCAAUUUAUUUUUCAACAAGAACUUGAUUACAUGUUAUAUUGCUAUGUGAAUUAAACAGAUGUUAACAUCUGCAUUGUUGCUGAUGGAGGAAGAAGAGAGGAGCAGGCACACCACACUCCCAAUAACAGUGUUUAACCUGUGGCCUUCAAGAUAUUGUUAGACUAUAACUCCUAUCAGUCCCAGUUUGCAUGGCCGAUGGUCAAGAAUGAUGGAAUGAUGUAAGUUGUAAUCCAACAACAUUUGGAGGGCCAAAGUGUCCCAGCUCCUGGCAUACUUUCUUUGAGGAAUGUUUCCACCUUCAUUUAUAGCAAGAAGCUGUAGAAUGGCUUUCUUUUCUCCCCAUCCAUCCCCCACCACUCAAUAAGCAUUUAUAUUGUUGUUGAGCAAAUGAGAUUUUUUUCCUCAGCAAGUGAGCCAUUGCAACUUGGAGUGCUGUCAAAAUUAUUAUAAUUAUUAAAAUGCAUAUACUGCCAUUCAUCCAAGGAUCACAGGACAGUUUGCAAUAUUCUAUGUAGCUCAGCAAAUGCCAUGGACAUCUUAUUUCCUAAAUGCAUAUGCCAUUUAGGACUGUAACACCAAGAUCCUGCCUACAAGGAGGGGUGUAAGGGCUGAAGUAAAUUAAGAUGAAUACAGAAUUUGCUGUGAAACUAAUUUGCUAUUCCUUGGAAUGUGACUGCUUUCCCUAUCAUAUAUGGGAGCACAAGUCAUCCAGCUUUUUUAAAAAAAGAGUGGAGGUCAGCAAGAUGACUCCUGGCAUCUUUUGUAUUUAUUGAUUAUAUAAUGAAAACUUGUCUUUGAAUUAAGAGUUGCAGGACUAUCUCCAAAAGGAUGGAGUAGCAGCAUGACUUCAUUGUCUGGAUAAGCUCUGUCUCUCAACCCCAUGACUAGUAUAAGCCCCCUUUCAUGCAUGAUGUGUAGAUAUAUUCAGUGGAAAGCCUACAUAUGUAGAGGUCUGUAGGGCUAGCCAUAUUACAUUUUACAUUCCUACUAUUUUGAUACCCUCACUCCAACUUCUGUCUGACAUACACUAGAGCAGAUUGGCCAAGAGCUGAGCCAGUUAUAUUUCAGACAGUGAAUUAAGGACAAUGGCUAUCAUGACCUUUCAAGAUACAUACCAUUGAUUGUCCCAGUUGGAUAAGGGGUGGGGGUGGGAAGAAGCAGCUGCAGGAAGCCUAGAUAAACCUAAAUGUGAACAACAAGUUUGUGGCUUCUUACAAAGAACAGGAUGCUAUCUUUGCCAGAGCGGUCUCUUACCCCACCCUUGAUUUGCUUCUGGGUACUUUAAAAAAGACAUAAGAAAGAAAAGGAAGAAGAAGAAGCACAACAUCUAUAUCCAAGUAAAUGUGUAAGUAUCUUGUACACUCUAGGUGGAAUUGAAGCAACAUUAACUCCUCCUGAAACUUGGAAAUAACUACUGAGAUAUCUUCAGCUCUAGGACAAUGCCUGAGAGAACUACUAUUUCUGCCAUUUGCACUAUGCAAUCCAUUAUUUACUUAAUUCAUUUACCUGAAACCUGCUUUAAUCUGGUCCCAAGUUGUUCAGUAAUAAUGCCUUGGUAUUAGUUAGGUAUUAGUAACAACACACUGAAGAUAGUCCAGUACCGAAUAGGCAGACAGAGCAGUUUCCCCAAUAUAAUGUGAUAUGUGCAUAUCCAAGUACUGCAUUUAACAACUUCACUGCAGUAUCCUGCAGCAGCAGCAGCUUCCAGACCAGUCUGAAGGGAAGCCCCCAAGAGAGCACAUUACAGUUGUGCAGUUGUGAGGAUACCAAUGCAUGGAUCAUGGUGGCCAAGCUAGCCCUGUUCAGGAAAGGACAUACUUGGUACACCAGUCUAAGUUGAUGAUAGGUGCUCCUUGCCAAAGAGGUUGCUUGGUCCUACAAUGACAAAGAUGGAUUCAAGAGGACCUGAAAGCUAUGUAGCCAUUUUUUAAGAGGGAAUGCAGUUUGUAGCAAGCUCACAAACUCCUGGACUUAGCUAUUUUGUCAAAACUUCCAGAGAGACUUUGACACAUAGUUCCAAUUUUCCUUACUGCCCCCCCCCCCCCCGGAAAUGUAUCAGUGGCAGACUUGGGCUUUCAAAUUUCAGUGGCAUCCUGUGCAACGCCAAAAUUUGGUGCGCACACACACCGCCUCUCAACAUACGUUCUAUAAGUCACUGUUGCGACGCCCUCUCAGCUCUGCCCCCAGUGUGGGCAAACUGGUCGUGCUCCCCUAAAUCCACCUCUGAAUAUAUGCAGCAGCGUUACAUAUUUUCUCCAAUUGAGAUGUACAGCUAAGGUCAAUCAUGUAAUAGUAGUAGUAACAUGAAAUGUUUAGGGAGUAGCCAAGCUUCCAUUUUACAGACAUCUUAAGAAUGCCUAUCCAGACCUCCUCCAAUAUGGACAGCUGCUUACUUGGACAGAAGUCCCAACAGCUGCUCUCCUUUUUCUGGCCCACACAUCAUUGAGUCGAUCCAGUUUCAGGCUUUAUGAUGCAACAGUGCUUGCAGCUGCACUUGUUUCAAAAGAAGGGUGUUACAUUUUCAGUGGUUCCUGAAAAUACAAAAUUGGCUAAAAGAAAGAAGUUUGAGACAGCCGUUUCCUGCACUGUUGAGGUGGGGAGGGGUAAUAUUUAUUUAUUUUUGUACUAAGCAGAUGUAAAAGCUACAGAAACUGAGUUCAGGGAGAAAAGAGAGCAAUUAGUAGAAAUUUGCUGCUUCCAGCAAAAUGCGUCCUCCUGGUCAUAUUUUUCAAGGGCACGUUUGCCUUUCUUAGCUGCCUGCAUCUAAUACAGAUCUUAGUAAGAGCAGAUCAUGUUAGUUCUUUGAAUGGCUUAUCAGCACAUGCAGCUAAACCUGCCAUAUGAAGCCCAACCACAAAGCAGCAACAAUUUGUGUGAAGCCUGAAGUUCUGAGUGCAGAAAUAUAUCCUGCAGGCACAACCCAGUGCUAAAAGCAAGACUGUUCAAUACUGCACUCCACCAUGGGGUUAGUGGUAUGCUACUAACUAGAGGAUGUGAUUGCAUUAAGGUACAGUAUCACAGUGGCACAGUCCUUGUGCAUAUGCAGUCUUGGUGUUUAUAUUAAUGUAAAGAAAUUGCAAAGCUCACUUGUCACUGUAAGGCUUGGUUCUAAUAGUACACUGAAACACUUUCUAGGUUCUCAAGCUUGAUCCAUUCUAGAAGUCCAUUCCAAAACCAAAGCGUUCCAAAACCAAGGUGUGCUUUCCCAUAGAAAGUAAUGCAAAACGGGUUAAUCUGUUCCAGGCUUUUAAAAACAACCCCUAAAACAGCAAUUUAACAUGAAUUUUACUAUCCAACGAGACCAUUGAUCUAUAAAAUGAAAGCAAUAAUCAAUGUACUGUACUAUAAAAUAAAUAAGACAGUAUUGUAGUACUGUGCUUUCAUGAGCUUUUCAUGUGUAUCUGAAGAAGUGUGCAUGCACAUGAAAGCUCAUACCAAUAACAAACUUAGUUGGUCUCUAAGGUGCUACUGGAAGGAAUUUACAUAUUAUGGCAUUUGACUAGCCUGUUUGUGUCUUUGUAAGAACGAUAACAGCAUUUCAAAAAGUUUCUGUAGCAAUCAUAUCGAGACUUGUAGCUGGUUACAUGUUACCUUUUCUGAAGAACCACAGACGGAAACCCCCCUUUCCUUUUUCUUGCCUUCCGUGGUUUUUUUUUGUUACUAGAACCCAUGACAGCACAGGAAGUAGGUUUAUUUUACACAGAGCCAGACCUUAAAUAGCAUUCUUUGCAAAUCCCCCCCCCAAAUAUUGAAGUUCAAAGAAAUUAAGAAAAUGGCAGUUAGAACUCAAACUACAUCCUUGAAAUAGUGUAUCCUCUUUCCAGACAGAACAGAGUAAAACCUCCUGACAAAUAACAGAUUUGUGUUAGUUAAGUUCUAGCCCCACUUACCUGAGACUAAGGGCUCAUCCUCACUUGCCUUUUGCCUCACUCUUUCCAAGCAGAAGUCCAUGCUUUAACACUCCAAGCAUUUAUUUAUUUAUUUAUUUAUUUAGCCCUGAGCUUCCCUCAGGAAAAUCACUCUGUACAGCUAAACCAGAGCAAAUGUCAAUUCUGGUUUUCUGCAGAUGGAUGUUUAUAAGCCCUAAGCCUUAUUGAAUUCCACACGACUUCCAUUUGAGUAGAUAUCAUUAGCUUGCACUGUAAGACUGACUGUCCUACUAAUUAUAAUGAAACAAACUUGUUCAGUUUUCCCAUAAGUUACACCUUGGUAUCCAAAUGCAGUUUAGACAAACCUUUGCACUUUUAAUGCAAGUUAUGUGUCAAAGCCUCAACAUUAAUCUGUAUUUAAAUUAUAUUAAAUUAACAUAAUUCAAUUUAGGGCUAUUAACCACAUAAAACUGAGAGCAGCACUGUUAAAUGUCCAAGCAGCUUUUUCUUUCUUCUCAUUCAGCUUCAUUUUAUCUAAACUCUCAGGGGCAUGAAGAUGAGAACAUCUCGUGCUUUAAUUAGCCGAAGUUUCGCUCAAUGAGAAUACUAUGCAUUAGGUCUGAUUUGGGCUGUAUGGAGCACACCAAAGCUUUAGGGAGCAAUUCAGUGCUACCACUAAUCCUCUAUUUCUGGCAGUCCUCCUGACCACAUCAGAGUGGGGCCAGAUAAGGCCCUGUCUUUUAUGUGGACUCGGAUAACCAAAGUUUGAUUAUAAAGGCUCUAUUUUGUGCCUUAGUUAAGCUUUUGAAAAAUGUAAGUUCCUGAAUAUGGAACUUACAUAUGGAAUAUGCUGGCAUUUUCAGGGUCUUGUGCCAUUAAAGUGAAGGUAUGCAAGGAGGCAUCUCUCUCUACCUCCUUCAGCAGCCUUAAAACAGAACCUCACUUUUUCUACUUGGGUACACAGAUCCAUGUAUGAAACACACACAUACGUGAUCCAGCAAGUUUGAAGACCAGCUGUGCAGAAUUGGGUGUGCUUCUUGCUACCACCCGCAACCACAAAAUCCUCUGGAGCAGUGUUGGGAAAGAACUGGGAUGAUGCUACUGAGUUUUAUUGUUUGUUUAUAAAGUUUAUUGUUUGUUUAUAAAGUUUAAUAUCCCACUCUUGAGAACUGAAAAGCCUUGCAGUUAAGGAUUAAAAAUGAGGAACCAGUGGAAGCAGAUAAUAGGAUGCAACCCAAAAAGAAACACAGACUGAAAAUGAGGUAUAAUUUCCAUGUACAGGUUCACAUGUGAACUAAAACUGUACAGUGGUGCCUCGCAAGACGAAAAGAAUCCGUUCUGUGAGUCUCUUCGUCUAGCGGUUUUUUCGUCUUGCGAAGCAAGCCCAUUGACGGAUUAGCGGAUUAGCGCUAUUAGCGGCUUUUAGCAGCUUUUAGCGGCUUAUCAGCUUAUCGGAUAAGCAGAUAAGCGGCUUAACGGCUUAGAAAAAGGGGGGGGAAGGGGAAAAAAACCACAGGAACUCGCAAGACAUUUUCGUCUUGCGAAGCAAGCCCAUAGGAGCUUCGUUUUGCGAAGCACCUCCAAAACGGAAAACUCUUUCGUCUAGCGAGUUUUCCGUCUUGCGAGGCAUUCGUCUUGCGGGGCACCACUGUAUCACCCAUGCAACGCAACUGGUGUUACAACUCCAGAUUCUUUGCACUGUAAGACAGUGUGCUUGUUGUGCAGAAUCAAAAGCAGAUUACAGUACAUUGGGGUGGGGAAGAUUCCCCCCCCCCCCAGUUAUCCAUGCUGUUUCUUAAACCAUCUGUGUUGACUGAACAUGUCUCUUUAACUAGAAUUAUUUAAUGACUCCUCUAAAAUAGUUAUCUAAAUUGCUGUUUCAUGACACAGUAACCAGUUACUGGUUUGGCAAUAGUUUGUUUAGCUUGGAUAGUGUGUUUAGCUGCUUUUCCUUUUUUAAUUAUAUGGGAUGGAUGUUCUCUUGGAUUUCGUUUGGUUUACAUGUAGGACAACUAGAUGGAAACUCACUAUGAAAUGAUGAACUUGCUGUUUCCAGCUGAAAAUAAAGAUUUUGUAGAUUCAGUGUAUUGUACCUACAAGUGGAGUCAACAGCGGAGCAUGUGAGUCACAUACCUCCUCUCUUUGAGUGGGAGUGUGUCUAGUUUCGGUGUGAGGUCUAGUUUAGUGGGUGGGCAUCCUAUGGUUUUCCAUAUGUUGUUUCAUUUCAUCUCCCACCAGCCUCAGCCAACAUCGCCAAUGAUCAGGGAUGAUGGGAGUUGUUGUCCAGCAACAUCUAGAGGGUCACAGGCUAGCCAGCUUUGCUUUAGAUACUUGUAGUCUAAACUGGGAAGUAAAUACUGCUGGGGUCAAUAAGGCUUGCCCAAGUAAGCGUGCACAGGAUGGUAGCUUUAGGUAAUUUUUUAGGAGGAACAAUGAUCGAAAUUGCGGUCCAUUGUUGUUGUUCUUAAGAAUUUAAUAAGAUUCCAGAGCUUUCAGGAACAGAAACCUCCUGCAGCAGCCUGUGUGUGGGUUUGUUUGGCACAUCAGGUUAACUAACUUUGAAAUAUGUUAGCUUGCAUGAGUAUUGACUGUGUGCCUUUUUAUUUAUAUUUACAUUUUAUAGUAGUAUACUUUGCCUUUCAACCAAUAGCCCUUGAUGUGGCUGUUUAGAGUGUUUUCUCAUUUCUGUUAAAUACUUACACCACUUGAAUUUUAUUUGUUCAUAAAAUACUAAGAGUGUGGCCUGGGGGGGGGGGGCGGACUUAGGUCUAUAAAGUGAGCCAUCUUGCUAACUGUUUUAAAGCCAAAUCAUUUUUGUACUUUGAAUUCUCCAGUUUGGCGUCAUUGCAGUGUUUUGAAAUACAUAUAGUAGAAAAGGGCUGACACGAGGGGAAAGAUUCUUCUUUUAAAAUAACACCCCACAAAAGAGAAGGUUGUCUUGCCACAACAGUGGUUCUGAUUUCCCAGGAUAUUUUUCCAUUUUCUCUAAAAUAUUCAAUCCUUGUUCUCCAUGCCAAGGGGAACACUGAAUGAAAUUGUGUGUGCUUGUGUCUUGGGAGGAGUCCUGUCCUCAGGCAGACAUGCUGUGUUUGGUCAAUUACUCUUCUGUAAUUUUCCAUGCACCGCCUAUAAACAUCAGAGAAUUCUGCAAAACUUCAUUUGUCAUCUGUCUUGAAAAACCAAGCUAUCAUUUUUCAGAAGAACAAAUAUCUAUCUGCUGAUGAUUGAGCUAGUAGAUGUCUGCAAAGCUCUGCAGGGAAAACAAGAUACACCAUUCUUCUGUAUCUCACUUUGAUUUAAGAUCACACUAUUUCAACAGAAGUUAUCAAUACUGGUGUCCAUUUUUUUUUAUACUUCUAUGGUUUUUAAGGCUGUGAAUUCUCUUUUAGGCAACUGAAUUCCAAGCUUCUUGUCUUGAAGCAGUGUCUAUGUUUUUCUUGUGUUUGAGCUUUUGGGGAUUAAUUAUAAAUAAAAUUUUGUAUCUAGGAGCACAGGCAUCAUUUGUACUUCUCAUCCUCAUACACAGGCUGCAUAUAUCACACUAAGUCAAACUAUGGUUUUAUUAACUCAGAAUUUGGUGAAACAAGCCACGCUUAAGCCACAAACCAUCCAACCAAACAAACAAUCCUAGGUCUGUUUUGUUUUUCAUUGACUUGUUUCCUCCCCCCACUUCCCUCUCCUUGCUCUCCUGAAAGCCAUUGAAGUACCCUGCUCUUGCUCACUGGAUCACAGUACCCCCUUCCCAUUGGCCAGCUGCUAGAGAGGAGGUGUGGAAAUUUUCUCUUGAGUGCUUCAUUUGCUGUUGUCAACAGCUAAUUCCCCACCUUCCCCUAUCAAAGAAAUACCUGGAGUUCUUAGCAGUACACAGUUUCUUAACCCGUUUACUUGCUCCACUUUGCUGCUGCAAUGUUUAUUGGCUUUAUUUCCCCAGCUGCACUUUAUAGAAAAUUUAGGGAGAGUUAAAGACCACAAAGCACACCCUUGCUUAAUGCACACACUGGCAUCCUAGUUCACCUAGGUCUGUUCAGGGAGUGAAAGUGUGACAUGAUUAUUGUGUCUGCUGCUACCUGUGUGAAUUGUUUUUGAAACCAUGAACAGAAGGUAUCUGGCACAUAAACGUGACUUGAAACCCUUCCCUACAGGUUAAAGAGACAUGUAAUAAAGCUGCAUUUAGUUGCAAUCUUUCAACAGUGCAGUCUUUCAACAGUGCAAACAUGGACUAAGAAAAUAAUUCAAAAAGGUCCCUUUUAAGUUUUCCUCUGCUAUGCAUGUUGCAGCUGUGAAACAAAAGCCACAUUGGUGGGGAAACUGAUAUUGUUACCAGGCAGAGUUGGCAGUGACAAUGGCUUAGCACUGAGAGCAAUUUUGCUUUACAGCUGCUCUUGCGUAAUGUCUCUGCUUGGUGGACAAUUUCGAUUGUCAAAUCACACUUAAAGCAUAGUUAAGGAAGUCCCCAUGUUUGCACAUAAUGUUAAAUCAUAGUUAAGUUCAGUAAGCCAACAAAUAUCCAUGGCUUAUCUCCACUAAUGAACCAUAGUUAAUAAGCUAUAGUUAAGGCACUGGGCUUGGUCUGCAAAUAAUUCUAAACCAUGGUCCAUGCAAAUCAGGCCACAUGAAUUAGGGUUUUAAGUUGUACUCUGACAAAUACAACACUGGGAUAGCCACAUUUUAAUGGUAGUUCAUUUAAAUAUUUUGAUUUUGUGCAGAUUUUAUAAUAUGCUUUAACACUUUAAAUAGAAUUCUGUACUGAAGAAAUCUGCCCACACCAAAUUGUUCGGCUUUCUGACAGCAGGCUUUUUCUCAGCUGCUGCUUGUUUGUCUUUAACCACUGUUGACACUGAUUUCUGUUUUCUAUUCUGAAGUACUCUCCAGACUUCAUGACAGGGAGAUAAUUCUUGGCUGUUUUAAAUGGGGGGAAAUCAUCCAAAUUUGGAAGGCCAUUCCCCACCCCCACUCCAGUUGCCUCAGAAGUAAAACAUGUCCAUUGUGUAGUUAUGUUAACUUGCAGAAUUAGUAUCUGUUAAGAGGACUGGUAAUCAGUCAUAGCUCUUCUGGUCAAGGAUGCCUGUAACUUAUUAACUAGAAAUGGCUUCUGCAGUUGGGGAAAAAGAAAUAGAAAGUAAGUUCAGUGUUAAACCAACAUGUAAGGAUGGAAUAAUUGUGCUUUCAUCCUAGCUUCUGCUUAUUUGCUCUGACAUCAUGCAAGUAGGUCAAAAGUUCAAGGAUGACAGUGAUUUGGUCUGGGUGUGAUCCAGCAGUCUGUGAUGCCUGGUAACCUUUUGUUGGCAGUAUGGUGUUCAUUUGCACUGUAAGCCGCAGGACAAUGGACAAACAGAGGACCCAAUUUAUAGUUGCCAAUUUACAUGCCAUGAUUUAAGUUUUCUUUUAUCUUUUUUGUUAAUGCAUGUGAGGACAGCAUGCGUAACCUUUCCCUAUUGCAAUGUCUUCAUGAACAUAGGUUCAUAUAGUAAUGAGUUUGUGGAUGCCAGAUCCUCCCCUAAAUUCCUGGGUCUAGUGGUUCUUGGAGUUUAAUCAGUGCUUAGAGUCUUAACAUGGGUUGCCAGGUGUUGAAUUUAGCAGUGUCAAAAUACAGGUCAAACCAGUUUUUUAAUGCUCAGGAAAUCACCUGGGAGAAGAGCCAUAAUGGAGAACAAAAGAAAGGUAAUGGGCAACCAAACAAAGCAGAUAUGCUGUGCUGGACAGCAGAUGGGUGUGAGCCCACACUUCCACUGAGAGAUAGUUAGCAGGAAAAAAGCAGAGUUGUACAGUAUUUGGAUUGCAGUUGGUUGGGAUAUGGGCUAGAGAGAGAGAAGUGUCAGGCUGUUAAAUGCAGCAAGCUGAGCAGAGGGUCAGAGAGACAUCAUUUCUUUCUGCAUCCAAGGCUGCAGCAAUGAGAGAAACAGGACCCUCUUGGAGUGUAAUGCUUUACACCCUUCCAUCAUCAUAGGCACAGGUUGUAUAUGUGUGUAAUUAUCAUAAAGACACCACAGUCUCUGCUGUGCCUCAGUUCCAAAGGAAACAAGAACCCUGGGUAAGCAACUGGACCCCUGGAAUCUCACACCACUCAGAGACUGGAAUGGUGUGCAACAACAUGUUGUCAGAUACUGCUGGCUUGCCACCACAAUGCAAUCUUUUUUAUGUUUUCUGGUAGCAUUUUAUCAGUAACCUAUGAAGAAACAGAUUAGGGAACAAUAUAAUGCCCCAAUGAGGAAUCAAAAAGAAGUAUUUAAUAUAUAGUAAAUGUAUGUAAAGAUAUCCUUUGCUUCUAAAGCUGCCUGUAACAUUGGCACUGAAGCAGUGUGGUUUUAGCUUGUUUUAAACAGCUAUUUAUGUUGAGUGCCAACAUUAAUUGCUCUGAUUCUGCCCCCAGCUUAACAGUGCAAAGUUCAGACUUGUUGAAAGGAAAACCAAUUGCUGCAGAUCCUUUAAGAUCCAGGUAUCCUUUAAGCUUAAUUGUUACCAUCUUCACUUUACAUAUUCUAAAACCUGGUUUGUUUGUUUGUUUGUUUGUUUGUUUGUUUGUUAGAUUUUUUUACCCACUCCUUCACCAUGGUAUACAAUAAUAGAAAAAAAUUACAAUUCUAAAACACAUAAAACCAUUCCAAGUGGAACAGAAACAUUUGCCUUGUUCAUUUUAGUUUAGUUAUGCCUCGUAUCUCAGGUCAUGCUUUAUUCCUUUCCCUGGAGCCUGAGUGAUUCCAGCAUUCAGUGCAAUGGAAACUGCUCUGGUUUUGUGGGCUUCUGGUGAGUCUCACUGAGGUAGUGGUGGGAGAUGAUACAUAUGUUUUGGUUUUUACAUUUUUUAUUUUUAUUGCACUGAAGUUGUUGCUCACCCUUUGAUUAAUAAAUAGUGCUUGUAACAGAGCUGUUGUUAGGACAUACAGUGGUACCUCAGGUUAAGAACUUAAUUCAUUCCGGAGAUCCGUUCUUAACCUGAAACUGCUCUUAACCUGAAGCACCACUUUAGCUAAUGGGGCCUCCUGCUGCUGCCACGCCGCCGGAGCACAAUUUCUGUUCUCAUCCUGAAGCAAAGUUCUUAACCCGAGGUACUAUUUCCGGGUUAGAGGAGUCUGUAACCUGAAGUGUAUGUAACCUGAAGCAUAUGUAACCCAAGGCACCACUGUAUAGAUAUAGAGAUAUAGAUAGACAGAUAUAAUCACAAAGGCUGGUGAUGAAGCAGAGUAUAGCUACUAUGAAAGAUGACUCCCCUCCCUCUCCCAUUUCCUUUUUUUAAAAUGGAGUAUUCCUAAAUCUCUGGCAAAUCAGCUGGUAGAUAAUAAAAUAACAAAAUCUUGGACGACAUCUCCUCCCUCCCUCUCCUGCAGCAAUCAGAAGUAAAACUAUGCCCAGUGUGUGUAGUUCUGUUACAUAAGAAAUAAACAAGAAACCCAGCAGCAUUUACUUGCAUGCUUUAGAUUUCAGACUUUGCCACAAGCUCUGGGCGCUUUGUUAGGUAAGAAACAGAGGUUUGUUCAGAUGCAAGUCUAGGCUGUUGGCACAGUAAAUAACAGACGAACAGCAAUAAAUGAGACAUCGUGCCUUGAAGCCCCAAAAUAUGUGAACACUCAGUAGUACUGUUAUAUAAAUGCUACAAAAAGGAUCUGAAAGAGCAAAGCUGUUCUCUCAAAGUAUGAUUUGGUUUCUCGGUGCUUUUUGCAUUAAAAAGCCAUUAUUGGGGAGGAACAGCAGGGGAGGGCUUUUGUCUUCAUAGCCAGCUGUAGACUUCCCAGAAGAACCAGAUCGCCCAAAGUUGAAUCAAGGAUGUUGGACUACAUACACUCUGAUCCAGCAGGAGUUGUUACAUAUAUUUGUGUUGCUGAGAUGCAGAUUUUAUUAUCCACUUGCUCAUUAAUCAGUUGAUAGGUUUAACAGGUAGCCCAAAUUGAGCUAUAUUUAUUCCAACGUAGGUCCUACAGAUUCCAACCAAAUGUGUUCGCAAAUAAGCAUCGUUAGGAUUGCAACCUUAAAUUUUGUGUUGGAUGUUUUAACUUCACUUUUCUCUGCAGUGGUGUUACUCACUUUGGUUCUUUAAAAAACCUGUGCAGCACAUAGGCCAGCUGGUAAGAGGGGGAGCAUAGCCAAAAUUUUAAUUUGAUUAUAGCCUGACUCACCAGGUAAUCCACUUUAUGCGGUGCAUAAAGUUCUCCAGCUGCACCUGCACAGCUGAGAAAAGUUCACGUUUCAGUGGAGAAAUUGCAACAGCACUUUGAACUUUGAUUCCAUUCCUUUGAAAGAUAACUGCAAGUCAAAACAACUGCUGAAAUGAUUAAACGGUAUCUGCUAGCAACAAUCAGUUCUUCACAAUAGGCAAUAACAGAUGAAAACCUGAAUAAGGCCUUAGUAAAUUUAAACAGCUAUCAAAGAGUGCAAAUAGUAUUAACGUCUGUACUUUGAACACUCCCCGCUUUUCUCCCCCCUUGCUUCUCUCUUGCUUGGGUGGAGCAGCAAAACUGGCAGCAAUUCUUAUAUAUCUCAUAGAUAGCUUAGUCUUCCAGAAACUGCAAUAGUGUAUAGGGUGGGAGUCAACAUGCACCUCCUAAUGCAGGUCCACUUCAUGCGAUGGCCCUGUUUUUUCAUGCAUUUCAGAAACUAGAUGUUCGGGAGUGGUGCCACUUGCAGCAGUAAAAUCUGAAUCCACUCCUCUGAAGGGAGGUAAACGAUUUUCCCAGCUAUUUUUCAGUGUUUGCAACGAAUACCUAGGUGCUAGAGAGCGCCACACACAGUGUAAGGAAUACAUAGUGUUUUCCAAGUGAAAUUUGACUGUCCAUCAGUGGCUGCUAGCCAUGAUGACCAAGUCACAGCUGGGGAGGGUCCUGCUUGCAUAGGCAUCUGGUUGGUCACUGUGAGAACAGAAUGGGGGACUAGAUGAGCCUUUGACCCGAUCCAACAGGGCCCUUCUUACAUUACGUUUGUAUCCUCCAUUUCUAAGGGUCAUGCUGUACGUAACUACUGUUUGGAAGUCAGCAUUUUAUGAAUAUAGAUAUGAUCUGCCAGGACAUUAUGUGAACUUUCCCCAGUUUCCUGCUCUAUUUACCUGGCUCCCAUUAUGCCUUUGGGCUAAUUCACAGUAAAGUUUCCCUAUAAGAAAUAAGCCAAAGCUCUUUUAAAUUGUCUUCAGAUGGAGUUAGCUAAAUUUAUGCUCAAUUAAUUUUAUACUGCAUCGCUCUGCCAAUGAAGCAGAAGAGGGUGUGGGGUUCUAAUCUCAAGAGUCUCAUGCUCUUGCUAUGAAUCUUCUGAAAGGAAGUAAGUUAUACACUAUCUUCCUAAUAUAUCAGCUAGGCUGGGGCAAUGAUUAAAUUAGAAAUAACAUUUUGCUCCUUAUAUGUUUCUCAUGAGUAAGGAGACCCACGUAUUCAGAUGUUUAUGUCCCUGUCAUUUUGGCAACAUUACAAGUAAAGUGUAUGAUAAUGCUUUGCAGGGAGAUGGGUGAUAAGAUUGGAUGUUGACAGAGUUAUAAGUUGGUGAUCCAGUUAGAUCUCCAAACAAAGUAACUAGUCGUCAUACCAUAUAAGACUUCCCAUUGUUCUCAUUUCAAGUGAUGAUGCCAGAUGACUGAUUUAUAGGGUGUGAGGGGUUCAGUUUAGUAAAUGUGAAGUAGACUUCCACACCUAAUGCAUAUGUUUCUCUGCCAAGAAGAUGGUACAAACUUUGCAGGGGACCAUGACAUGGGCCAUGAUGAAGAGAUCAUCAAGAUUUGGGGGAAAUUGAGUUUAGCAAACAGCCACUUGUGGCUGAAGCAGAUAGACAGGAAAUGCUUCUCAAAACAUUGCAUCUUUGCCGCCUGAGGCAAAAUGGGAAAGUAGCUGUAGCCUAACUUACCGGGGAUCACAUGGUGGUGGGUUCCAGCAAGAUCUCUUGAGAUUUCUUGAAAACCCUCACAAGUUCUCGCCAGAAGCCACUUCUCUUCACUUCUCCAGCAGUGACGCCCCUUGGAUUCUGCCUCCUAAGCCAGCUGCCUCAGUCCACCUCAUGGGUGGGCCAGCCCUGGGAUCUGUAGCUCAGCUUCAUCUGGGUGGGCCACAAGUUCCCCACCCCUACUAAUGAGCCUGUUAAAGUAAUCCCUCCUGAUAUGGGAAUUGGUAUAUGCAGCUACUUAUCAUCUCAGAGUAUCUCUGGCUUUUGCAUAUAUAUAUGAUUAAUGACCCACUCUUCCUUCAGUGCAAGUGCACAUGAAUGUUGAUGCUGACUCAUAUCCUGGACUCUUUCACCCCUAAGCCCUUCGAAUUUUGCUUUUCUAUUAAGGUCAGUUAAAUGAAAGUGUAAAAUUCCCCACAGGUUGCAAACCUCUAGGGUGUUGCCUGCCAGCUUGAGACAAUGCAAUUCACCUGUUUGUUUUUCUCUCACCCCCGAAGGUCACUGAGCAUUCCCAGAAAAGUCAAGUAUCAAACAGAAUCUCAAAUAAUGUUACUAGGUGGGAAGUAAGAGGGAAGCAGAGAGUGAUUUAACAGCCAUCCUAAGUCAGUUUCCUAGAGUCCCUGAGAGACUGCUGUGUCAAGUGCCUGAGGCUGCUUAUAAGAGUUGCUUGUUUGGCUGUUUGCUCCUGACCCUGGUCAUGUGCCAGUAGGUUUCAAGCAGCUGGGGAGGCAGAGGCCAAGUGAACAUUCAUAACAUUACCAUUUAUGUCUGAGAUGGGAAAUUGGGAUGGGCAGUAACCAAAGGCCUGAGUGCUCAUGAUUUGGAUACACUCUGAGGAAGUCCUAAUUCCUAGGAAUGUAUUUGUUACGCACACAUUUGCACAUACGCAUCUGGCCUCCUAUUCAGUGCUUGGAAAGGAGUUGACACCUUAAGUGACGGUUAAGAAAAGUGGUGAAGCUUAUCUCCCAAGUUGCAUGUGAUCUGAUCAUUUGCCCCUUUUUUGCAGCUUCUUUUCGCUCCGCACCAAAGUUCUUUGCUUCAGCCUCUUUCCACCCUUUCUCUAGCGUCAAAAUGCUGUGUUUAUAAAAUUUCUGGUUACAAACUUAUCUGGGGAAAACAGAAAGAAGAGGAAAAUCCCCUUCUUGUGUGUGAAGAAGUUUCUGUCUCCAGACUGCUGGUUUGUGUUGCUGUUUUUAUGCAGACCCAUGUGAUUAUGUUUUAUCCAACCUCUGGGUCCCCUUUCUUGUUUGUUGCCUUGAUCUGUCAUCCUUCUCUCCAAAGGGCUAGUGAUGAAAUCAAAGGCAGGACUGCAGGGAGAGUGGCUGGAGGGCUUAUUGUCUCCUACUAUUUUGCUCUGUUGCUGCUGGCUUCUGUUAAAAUAAAAAACUGCUGAAAGAGGAACAGUGAUAUGAAGUUUCAUCCGAUUAUAAAUUCAAACCCCAUGCUCCUUGGCUGUUUUGUUGUGAUUGGCUAAAUCGUUGGUAUUUUGUGUGUUCCUGUGAUUAGAUAACAGAUCCACAGACAUUCCACUAUCUUGAAAGAAAUUACAUAAGGGGCUUGGAAGCAGGCAUUAAAUGCAUAUUCUCGUUUCUAAAAUUUGAGUGUUUCAUCAAAUAAGGAAAAUAAUAGUACAACAGGGUCACAUAGGACAAAUACAUAUAACAUGGAUAAUGAUAUAUAAAAAGAUACAUAUAAAAAAGCAAACAUUAAAAACAAGUGACAUUUUACUAAAAAUUACUGGUGUUAUUUUCUUUUUUAUCAACAACUAUACUUACUGAAAUCACAUGCAAAAAUUGCAUUCCUGGGUAGGCUUGCUGAAACAAAUUUAUUUUUAGCAGAUGCCAAAAAAUGCAGUAAAAGUUCCUGCCUAAUAUUAAUGGGCAGGGAAUUCCAAGUGUUGGGUGCUUCCAUAUUAAAGGAUAGAUUUCUUGCAACUGCAGAACAAACCUUUUGUGGCACUAGAGAGGCAGUGUGUUCCUGGUUAGUUAGCAUUGACCACAGGACCAGAAAUCAUUGCCAUUUCUCUAACUCAGCUACUUUUGGCAUCAUCACACUGACUGUCUGGUCCCUAAUUGGCUAGGACCACUAAAGUAGAUAUCAGAGCAGAGAAAUGGUACUGAAUUAUUUGCAGUCCAGGAGAAAAAAUAGCUGUGUACAAUGCUAGGGAACCUCCACCCAUAAAAAUAAGCAGGUUUGGGGCAAUAUUUUGAACCCCUCAAAGGCUCAUUUGCCCUGAAAAUAUUUCUAGGCUAACAUUUCAACACAUCCCUAUCUGAAAACUGUAUAGCCUUUAUAUUGCAAGGUGUUCAGUCUAGCUCUUUACUAGAACUUAAUUUUGUCACUGCCUGUGUUGCUAUUCCUGCUUGUGUUGACUUGUAAACAGCCUUGUGCCAAGGUGUAUAAGUAUAAGCAUCAUCUGAUGAAACCUAUUGCAGCAAAACAAGUUUUAUAUGACCAUAAUCUUCUGCUUUAUCUGAACAGAUAAGAAUUGUGACUGCGCUAGCAUACCUUCCGAUAAUAUUGUGCAGUUGUAAAAAAACACCAAGUUGUUUUAUAAGGCUUUAGCUGGACUUGGGAGCUGCCAUUUUGUCAGGGAAUCAGGUGAUUCCUUCGCAGUGUUGAAAUUUUUCAGGCGUGCUUCUAGCCUUUAUGAUAGAAGAGAAGCUGAGGAAUCUGGAAGCAUCUCUUUGAAGCCUCAGGAUCAGCUGAAAAACUGGGCAGUGCUUCUAUUAUGCACAUGUUGGUGCUUCAGCUCUGCUUUCAGCUCUGCCCUUUAGGCUCUUUAUUCUGAAACUUUUAAAGCAACCUUUCACAGCCAAAUUUAAGAAAAUCGGAAACACGACGCUUGCUAGUUAAAUUGUUUGAAUGACCCAAAUAUUAUUUACUUCAGUGUGUUGUGGAAUGUCUUCAGCUCAGAGUUGUUACUUUCUUUUUAUACCAUGCAACAAUAUUCACUUCUUUCCGGCCUCGUGAUUUCUUUAUUUUUAAUCUCAGUUGUGUAAAUUGUGUCUGCUUCAAGGUUGUACAUGUAUCCUAAGGCAUAGUAAGCAACAAUUAACAUAGGUGACGUGAGAUUGUAAUUUUGGAAGAGAUCCCUGUUGGUUCUGUGCUGUUAGAACUAUAAUUUAUUUGUUUAAAACUUAACCCCUGUUUCCUUAAAGGCUUAGGGUGGAUAACAGCAAUUUUAAAGUUUGAGGAACUCGAAUUGCAGGAGCCAUGUGACUAAGCUUUGUGGGUAGGUUACCAUGUGCCUUUAAACGUGAGUUGUGUGUAUGGCUUCUAGCUAUAUGCUGGCAAGCAUAGCAGUUUUGCUUCAUGUUCCUCUAGUCUAGUACCUAAUUACUUAAAGGCUGGAGCAGAUGGGGCUCAUCAUCUAUGAGAAGGAAAACUCUGAUCCUAAACCUCUGUUGCCUUGAGAGAUAUCUUUGGGAGAAGAAAAUGCUAAGAAGCCUACACCAAUCCAGAAUGGAGUCCCUAAGACAGUUGGAUGGCACCUCUCCUCAUUCCAGCAACUCCUGCAGCCAAGCUGAUACCAAACCUAUGGCUCUCGGGGAGUUCAUGUCAGUGCUGCUAACACAGUGGUUUGUCUUCUUCCCUGGAGGCACACUCUUGAGAUCAAUGAAUGGCAACCACCACUGCAACAACAAUAGGAGUUGGCACAAAAUAAGGCCCAUGUACUGAAUUAUGCUGAAGAGAAUCGGAAGAAAUUAUGAAAUAAAAGCAGGUUUCCAAUUAUUUAGGAAAAAUCCUACACACAUGCAUGUAUGCAAUGUAUGCAAAAACAAAACAAAACAAAACAAAAAAAACCCGACCUUAACAGAAACAAGACUUGCAAGUUUCCAUUUUUAAAUAAAAAUUGAAUGCCUUUAGGAUAAAACUCUAGAUACCCUGAUAAUAACUAAGCCCUCUCUAAAAGACAAACAAACAGGACAAUGCCUGCUCUGUGUCAUGCCACUUCACUUCCAGAAGGGUCCUGAAUUUUUAUGGCUUGAUUGUGUAUUUUGAAAUGAACUCCAUAUUGCUUCAGUUCCAUGUUGAGAUUUAUCAUAGCCAAAAGACAUGAGGAAAAAAUGAAAGCUGUGUCAAGCAAGGCCAUAGCUCAUCCUAGGUAAAAGCAUGCCAAUGGGGACAAGAGGGAGGUGCAGCUUUGGCAGAAGAACAGCUGUGAGCGCGAACUUGUGAAAUGUUGACACAGCAAUGAGAAGAGUUGGCCCUGUAGCUUCUCAGGAUAUGAACUGCAUUGAUAUGCUCUUCCUCUCCAUCUGCUGAUUUAUGCCUCCCGCCUCUUUACCCUGAAACACAAGCACUUGAAGAUUGUGUCUGCUAUUUCAUAUAUGAGGAAUGGGAGAAAGCCAAUUUGAAAGAAGUUGUAUUAACCAUCACCUGUUAAUGCUGUCAUAAAUCUAAUUAAUUUUCAGGGGGGGGGGAGGUGCCUCGGUUUAACAGCAAGAUAUCCAAAAUUCUGUGAGCCCAGUAGUUUCGGGUGGCCUGUUGUAAGAUUGAAACUUCCCAGUGUAGUCAUCUGUAUGUGAGAGGAAGAAGAAACUAUUAUGCAUGUGUUGCUUCACUGACUCUUUGAAUUGCAGACAAGGGUAUAGAUUGAAAUACAUAAUUGAACAGAGAUUGUGGUUAAUGAAGUUAUCUGCAUAAGAUUUAGCAUAAUGAGCUGUUUCAGACAUUGUCAUAAACCAUUGUUUUACAUGACAGAAUUGAGCCACAUUGACCCUUAUGCUUGUCCCCUCCCCUCUCUCCCUCUGGCACAGUCAUAUGAAUAUUUCACUUCUGUUUUUUAUUAUGAUUAUUAAGCACAGCUGCUUGUUUUGACCAGCCCAACAAACCAUGCUUAAUCUUAACUCUGGUUUUCUGUGCAACAAGCCAAAUUUAAGCCAUGGUUAAGAAGCUGCCUUGUAUUUUUUAAACAAACCAUACUUAAGGUUAGCCACAAUUUAGGGUUUGGGUGUUCACUAAACUGAGGUCAAUCAAAAAAUGGAAGUGAAAGCUUCCGAUCUCCCCUUUGCAACCCUGUCAGAGGAGAGGAGUAGUGGAUGAGACCACGGUUUAUUAUGUAACAAUAAAUCAUGGUUUAUCAUGACAUCCAGGAUGGCCCAACCAGCAUAAGGCACAGUGGCAUUCAGAUUCUUUGAUUUUACUGUGGGAGUCUGAGGUCAUGAAAUAUCACUUGGCCUUAAGAGAGGAGUGACGGGGAGAGAUAAUGGAAUUGCUACACCUCUUCCUAAAAGGGCUCUGGGCAGUUCAAUCAGUCCACUCAGUUGUGUGGAGCCCAUUCUGUGCAGCAGUGCUGCAUGUUUUUCUGAUAACUUAAAUCAUACCCAUGCAAACCAAUUUUGUUCUGGCAUUUUAGAGACCACAUAGUGAAAAUCGCCAAAGUCAUGCCACAAAUGGCUUGCCUCAUUAGACCAUGCUCCCUGUGGUUGCGUUCCACUAGUUUUCUGAGUGUGGCCUUAACUGAUUGUGGAAAUAGCCUCUUAGCUGGGUCAGCAGUUUCGUCCUGAUCUUAACUUUGUUUAUAUCUUCUCUUUCUUCGUCUUCUUGUGUUAUAAAUACAACGUAUGUGCUCAUUGUGCUAUUGGGUCCUUACCUGCUGGGCAAAAGGCUACUUACAGUUAUCAGGUAUAUGCAUGACAUGGGGCAGGUUUUGACAUAAUUUCAUGCAUGUGAAGUUCAGUAUAUUCUCCAUUUCUGAAGGCUACCGUUGUUUCUGAGGUAUACACUAAAUACAUGCACUCGGUUUUGCUCUUUUUAUCAGUAGGUUGACCGUGAUUUCUCUGGAAUUCAGCAAAAGGAAGGGUGUUUCUUCACUUAUGGGGAGGUGUGAGAGUCCUAGUGAUGUCAGAGACAUUUUGUACUGUGAGACACUAGGUGUUAUGUGAAUAUGCAGAUGCUGAGGUUGGCCAUACAAUCCCCACCUUAAUAUUACCGUAAAUCAUCCCUUUAAAGCCCCAGGCUCCUGACAUCUUUCUCCCUCAUCCCUGAAAGGAAAAUCUGAAGGGAUUGAAAAUUCCUCUUCAAUUCCCUUAAGUAGUUUUGGUUUUAAAGUUUUGUUUUAAGAAAAACAAAAUUAUUGGUUCGUUGGCUCCAAUCAAUGCACAUCUCUUGCUGGGAUCGAUAUAUGCAAUCUACAAUGGACCAAUAAAAAAGGUUGGAAGUGCAGUGUGUCCCAAAGUAAUGCCUACAGAAAGUCAAGGUCACCCUUGUUAAAAACUGCUGUACUUGGAAAAAAACACUGAAAUGCUUAAGUCGCAGGAAUGGGCUCGCUUGCCACAAAAUGCCCAAAAUAAAUAUUUAGUGUUCAAAUUGGGACAGCAAGUCUGAAAGUUUCUUUGCACUCAGUUCCCUUUCUCAGUUAGCCCUGAUAGCAUGAAAUUCAUUUAGGAAAUGAGGCAAAGAAAAAUAAACUGAAAAGCCUGGUUUCAUGGAGGCUUGCCUGAGCACAGCAAGUGUACAAGCCCUCCACUGUGCUUGUACUGUUUUCAUUUGAACAGCUUUGCCAAAAGACUCCAUUCACCAUGCUUACGCUCUGGCCUUGAUAAGACCCAAAACAACAUUGCGUGUUCUUUAAAGCAACAUCAAGAAAUCGUUCUCAAAUUCAGUUUAUCGCUUAGUGCAUUUGAAAACUGGACUAUAGACUAUCCCAAGUGUUUUUAUGACUGCAGAAUCUAAUACAAAAGAUAGCUCUACCGCUUUGAAUAGUUACUCUUUUAAUUCCAAUUACUUCCAAAAUCUACAGCUAUUAAAUACUAUAGGGUUUUGAAAAAUAUUAUAAGCUGGGAGGUACUAGAUUUUCUUGCCAAUCUUAAAAUUAUCACUGAUAAAUUGAUAAAAUUGAACAUGUGUAAAUGGGGUAAAAUAUUUUUUGAAGACUGCAUUUUAUUUUCGUAAUGGAAAAAAUAUUUUUGUAAUGGAAGAAUGACUUGUCUUGUUUAACUCUCUGGGUGCAUUUUGAGUGACCGCUGCCAUUUUUUCUAUAGGUGGUAUCAGAAGCUGCUGGACAAGGGGUUUCUAUUGAUGCCAAUGACACCUUCAACUACUGGAACUGGCCUAAUGCUGUCAUCUUUGCUGCUACUGUGAUUACAACCAUUGGUGAGUAUUUGGCUUGCUCUUGCUUUCUGAAUAUUCUCCUUCUUAAACCUCUGGUGAGCAAAGAAUGCAUAAGUCCCCCAUGACAUUGUUGCGAAGAAGAUGGUAAAAUGUGGGUUGAGUGAGGUAACUGUUAGGUGAAUUUGUAGCUGGUUGACUGACCAAACCCAAAGAGUUCUCACUAAUGGUUCCACAUCAUCCUGGAAAAAAUAGACAAUUUGGGUGACUGAAGGUUCUGUUCUGACCCCAUUGGUGUUCAAUAUCUUUAUAAAUGACUUGGAUGAAGGAAUUGAAGGGAUGCUCAUCAUAUUUGCAGAUGACAGCAAACUGGGAGGGGCAACCAAUGGUGCAGAAGACAGAAUAGGCAUUCAAGAGGACCUUAACCAAUUGGAGAACUGGACCUGAAUUAACAAAAUGAAUUUCAGUAGGGACAAAUGUCAGGUUCUUCCCUUAGGCAGGGAUAACCAGCUGCACAAAUAUAAGAUGGGGAACACGUGGACUGCCAGCAGUACAUGUGAAAAGGAACAAGGGGUCUUAGUAGACCACAAGCUUAAUAUGAGUCAACAGUGUGAUGCAGCAGCAAAAAGAAAAAGCUAUUGCUAUUCUAGGCUGCAUCAGUGGAAGCCACAAUCACAGUCAUAGUCCUGCUCUAUUCUGCCAUGGUUAGAUCACAUCUAGAGUAUUGUGUCGAGUUCUGGGUACCACAAUUUUGAGUCACAAAUGUGAUUCAAAGCGACUAAAAUGAGUUGUCACAAUCAAACCAAUAAAAAGCUUUAUGUAUUAUUUGUGCCUCAUUCCCAAGCUAGAGAGAGAAUGAAAGAAAACAGUGUUAAAGGGUUUAUUUACGCUGCUUUUUGUUUUGCAAAAUUUUUCAUGUUGUUAAAAAAAAUCUUGUAAGAUGUAGGAAAACAUCAGAGCCACAGUCUGUUUGUUUGUCUUGAGAAAGAACAUGCUUAGUGUUAGAAAACAUACUGACCAGAGUAGGUGGGCAAGGGGAGGUAGAAACCUUACUGCAUAACCAAAUAAAGCACUAUGUUCUACUUGUUACCAUUAUUUAAAAUAAUUUGAAGGAAACUUGACAUUCUUUCCUCCUCCCCCUGCCCAGAAAAACUUUGUAUAAACAGUUCAAGAAAGCAGAAACUGGUUUAAACUUGAAUAUUCUUAUUGACUUACAACACAUGGGCUCUGCUCUCCCUAGGUCCUUGUUUAGUGUAUUUUCAGCCACGAGGACUGAAAGCAUAAGAGAGUUGUUUUUGUCUUUCUCUCUUUCAGUGGCAGGUGGCUGAGCAAUUUGGUAUAUGCCAUAUAGUAUUUAAUAAAGCUUGGGUGCCAGUUUUUGUGCCAGUUUUCAUGGCAUAUGUAACCUGUCUGAAUCCUUAAACAAAAUAUCUUCUGAUCCCAUCUUCAUAACCAUGUAGAACAGUACAGAACAGAGGUGUUUGCACAGAGCAACAGCUAAGUGAGGUGGUUCCUCCACCAGUAUUGCAGAUCAAUGAUGAGAUGACAGCCUGGCAAAUACAAUGUCUUGUUCAGUAUUCAGCUGCAUGGUUACUGACUAGCUUCUGAAAUUUCACUGUCUAUCCACUCAUUUUCAAACAUCUUUAUUAAGGGCCGAAAACUUUACUUGUUUUAAACCGGAAAGCAAAGAAUCUUAGGACUCAGAAUUCUGAGGCCAGCUUCUGCGGAUGCAAUGUGUAAUCGCAGAAUCUUUAGCCCAGUUCAUAUCCUAUUACUGUUUGCAGUGAGUGCCCAUGUGUGUCUGAUAUGUAUAUGCAGGCUAUGAUAAUACCGACUCGUGGCUUACUAAAUGAUCAUAUGUCACUCAGUAGAGGCAAGUAAAAAUCUUGCAGGACGUCAGACCCAAAACUGUCAUGUGUGAGCAAGCUCAAAAACUUUCACAGAGAAGAAAUUAUUAUUUUUUGGUGCUUGAAAAUGGCAUAGGUAACUUUUAAUACAAUGUUUUUUUUCAGGAUAUGGAAAUGUUGCUCCGAAGACUGCAGCUGGACGACUUUUCUGUAUAUUUUAUGGACUCUUUGGUGUUCCUCUCUGCUUAACAUGGAUCAGUGCUUUGGGGAAGUUUUUUGGAGGACGUGCCAAGAGGCUGGGCCAGUUCCUGACAAAGAGAGGAGUAAGCCUGGUACGAAAUGAAUUUCUGAUUAUCUUAUUGCUGGCACAGGAUGCAUGGAACUCUGAAGACCUUUAAAAUCAAUCUAUGAAACAGAUGAUGCAGAAAACAUUUCUUUUAUUUAGAAGUAACUCAGAUGCAAUUGAUCACCUUUCUUCACUGAUAACAAUAUUGAUGCACGCCUGAACUGCUUGCAGUAUAAAUUAGUACUGGACAGAAUUAAAACCAAGACAGAUAAGCAGCUUGAAAUUUUAGUACAAAUUCCUAUGCAUGAGCUACACAAAAAAUAAAAAGGCUAUGUAUAGGGAAAUUACCCAUAAUUCACAUAUCAGCAUAUCAGAAACAAUUUUAGAUGAUUGGGAAUGUGAAUUUCCCCCCUUGGUAGCUAUUCCCAGCCUUCCAUUCUGCCCCAACUUCCCCUCUUUCCUCUGUUCCUUACUUUCUAUAGUCUUAAGACUGUCCAUACAUUGCAGCUAGAAUACAUUGCUCAGAUAUGCAGCUAGAAUGCAUUGCCCAGAUUUUUCAUGUAAAUUCUAAAUAAGGACCAAUAAGAAAGAGUGCAGAACCAGAACUGUCACUGGCUUCCUGCUGUUGCUUAGCAAAGAAUCCGAAGGGGUGGCAUAUGCUUCAGAAUGUAAAAGGUUGGAACCCUGUCCAGAUCUGUUAAAAUAAUAUUUCCUUGCCCUUUGUACCAUCAUCAUGUCUCACAAUAUUUCUGUACUCUUCUGUUUCCCUCUAAAUUCCCUGUUUUGAGGGGCUCAAGCUUAUCUUAGUUGAAGAAAUACAUUAUGUUCUUGUAGGAUUGAGCAAUCCCGUCUUUCUGUUAGAUGGGGUUUCUUUUGGUUUGUUUGUUUCCCUCUUUCUUGGGUGCUGGGUGAAUCUUCAUUGGCUAGAAAGAACUUGCUAAUGGUUUAAACUUCAUCACAUUGUGUCAUAUAGUUUUAUUACAACACAGGUUUUGCACUGUGUAUUUGCCAUGCCUUUUUUUUGCUCUGCUGAGGUAUUUAUGUAAAAGAACCUCCAUCUCAAAAAAUCUGCAAGUUAGAAACUUGAGAGAGAAUGGUAGUUACUAAGAGGUUUCUCUGAUUUAACUGUUAAACUGUGGGGCAGGUUCCACACAAACGCUUCACAAAGCGAAAAUGCUAUGGGAAAAUCCAUGGUGUGAUGGUUUUAUGCCAAGAUGCUUCUUGUUUUACCAGCAAGAAAACAGAAGAAGAAGAAAACAUGUCCGGAAAUAACCAAAAAUUCAAAUGAACCUGCAUUUUACUCAUUUACUUCCUAUAUUUACUUCCUUCAGUUUGGCUGCAGUUGCUACAUUCUUGCCACAGGAUAGACGGUUGUUGUGGUUUUGUUUCAUUAAUGCAAAAUGCAGAAGAAGAGAACAAAAUGAUUUAUCUUUCUCUCCCCCCUCCCCCUUUUCAUUCAUUGCAGAGAAAAGCACAAAUUACAUGCACUGCUAUUUUCAUCCUUUGGGGAGUCCUGAUCCACCUGGUUCUUCCUCCCUUUGUCUUUAUGGUGACUGAAGGCUGGGAUUAUAUUGAAGGACUCUACUUCUCGUUCAUCACUAUUACCACCAUAGGAUUUGGAGACUACGUUGCUGGUCAGUAACAAUUCAUGACACCCUGGCAGCUAAUUAACAUUAAUACUUUGCAAGUUUGUUGUUGUUUUUUUAUAAGAUAUUUAUUAAGGUUUUCAAAAUAUUACAAAAUAAAAAGAAAAAAAAGAAAAAUAUAAAAUAAAAAUAGUUAAAAACAAGUCAAUCUUUCCAUUACUUAUUUUUCAUUAGCUUGUUUCCCGGACCUCCUCACGCCUCCCUUUUUUGUAUUCCAGUUCAGUUUGUUGGUUCAGCAAAUCCUUCCCCUCUUUGAUUAUCCUAAUCUUUAAUCUUAAAGUAUUGUAACAUUAAAUUUUUACCUGUUAGUAAUCCAUUUUUCAUAUUCCCUUAUAAUAUUUCAGCUAAAAACCAUUUAAUUUCUAUCCAACAUCAUUCUAACAUUCAUUUUCCAUAUUUCAUAAUAUUCUGUCAUUACAUUACCUUAAACUAUUUUAAUCUUAUCUUACUAUAAAAAACCUUGAAACUUAAAACUUAAAUCUUAUUUUUACCAACUUCUCAUAACCAUAAUAUUCUUGCAUAAUUCUUUAAACAUUUUUACUAAAGCCAAGUAAUUUCAUUCCAACAUUUUUCUAACAUUCAUCAGUAAAGCAGUCCUAGUAGUGAAAAAGAGAAAUAAAAACAAAUCCAAUCUUCAUCCAGCGUCCCUUCCUCCUGGUCCCGGGUUUUGUCAGUCCUUAUUAUCCCAUCAAUCUGGCGCAUUAACCUGGAAAUCUUAUAUCCGAGGCCCUUAAGUCCCUUCCAUGUCCCUUCCACAGCUCUUCUUCAUAUUUAUAGCUGUAUUUUCCUUUGUCUCCUGCUCCUUUCACUCGUGGGAACUCCAACUUAGCAGUAUUUUUGACCCUUCUCGACAGAUCAGCCCCUUUUCCAUAAUCAACGCUAAAUUCCAUGUGGUAUUUAAAAACAUGUUUCAGAAUCCCUCCAAAAUUAAGAGCCCCCACAAUCCCAAACAUCUCACGGCCCAUUGCCAGACUUGAAAAGUCCAAUUUCAUAGGAGGGUCUAUACAACCCCCCAUUUCCAAACCAAACCAAACUUUUUCUUUCCAAAUCUGGCUUUUUCCAAGUUCAUUUGUCAAAUCCGAAAGCUCAUAUUCCUUUAGGGCCUGUUCUGUCAAGACACACUCCUGAUUUAAUUCCUGGGUGGGCUCCACAUAUUUUCCCACUGCCUGUUCAAAAUUUCCCACUGCCUGUUCAAAAUUUCUAAUCGAGUCAGCCAUCAAAUUCGUCUUCUCAUGUAACUGUUCCAGUAGGGCAUUUGUUUUAUAGAAAGCACACAACAGAGCUUCUGAAUACAUUGUCCUGAAGGUCAGAUGUCUAUUCCCACGAUUGUAAUCUGUAACAGAUGCCGGCUCCCAGGAGUUGGUUACAGUUUCACAGUCUCCCUCUAGGGGGAAAACUUCUGUUUAAUCUUUCUUUUAAAGACAAGUCUAGCAACAGAGUUUCCUUUUUCAGUUAUUUUGUCAAUAUUUGUUCCUUUAAGGUGCGAAAGGAAACAAUGGAAUCACUAUGUUCCUCUUCUUUUAGCUAUCUGUCAAAAGCGCUUAUUUCUGGUCGAUGAGCUUCAAACGUCAGUCCUGACACCCCGCUCCAGGAUCAGGACGGUGGAAAGUUACUUUACUUUAAACUCACUUCUGCAGGUUUAAACAGUCCAGAAAAGAUCCCCCCUUCUUCUCCUGCUGCCGAAGGGGGGUUCAACAAUUUUAAAUGAUGAAAGCCAAUCCUUUAGAGGCGAUUUUCUGAGCUCUAGUUUACGUUGUCUUUGCUUUAUUCUGUCUACAAAGAAACGGAAGGCUGACUUCCUGUUUAGACCUUCCCGUUUCAGUACCAAAUUGAAAUAAAAUUUUUAAGUCCAAUUCCUUUCUACUCGCAAGUCCUUAUUUAAAGUCCAAUUGUUCAAAGUUUGAGUACUCACAGGUGCUUAUUUUAGAAGCCAAUUUGUCCCAGGAAAAAGGCAGCACUCUCCGGCAACAGCUGUGCGGCUUCGCUCCAUGGAAAUAGCAGUUGACUCACAGCACCGCGCCACUUCCCCCUCUUCGCUUCGGAGCCUGUUAGUGGGUUCCUUUGCGGGUUGGGGAGGGCGCUAAGGGUGCCCACCAAGUCCCAUGGUCACAGGCUUCAUCCGCCUGUGAUUUUUAAAAGGUUCCCUGCUUCGCCGUAGCGGAGAAGACCCGUUUCGCGCGGAGCUAGUCCCUCCAAUUCAGAGGGAGUCCGCCAUUGCCGAUGGCACCACCCCGGAAGUCCAAUACUUUGCAAGUUUGCAGCACUUCUUAACACAACCGCCAACCGCAAAGUCAAUGGCGAUUUACAAGAGUGAUUUCCUAUAUAAGUGACUCAUCUCCACUUUUUAUUGGCAUUGGAAUUGUCAGUUCUGCAAAGAAGAAAAAUCACGCGGGCUGUCACGUGGGUGGUUGUUGCUGCAUGCACAACUGACAUAAACAAUCAGAUUACAUGUAAGCAUUGGAAGGGCAAAUUAUUAAACUGAGAACAGCAGUUGCAGUUUUUCUUUCUUUUUUUAUCCCACAAGCAAGCGUAUCUCAUUGUGUGGUGACACAUUGAGGGCCGCCUUUGUCAAGGUACUCUGAAUGCGGGAUCUUUUUCCCCUUGAGGCACUGGCAGCUCUUACAUUACUGGGAUACCACCCCAUGUAAAGAAGUAUAGGUUCAGCCAUGUCUUCGGCAUUAUGUUACUGUGUGAGGCUCAGUAUUACUUGAAGCAUUGCUGCUGUGUAUGGUUAUGGUGCCAUAUUUGGUUCUGUUGUAAUGCCUGCUUUAAUGGAUUGCUCUUGUAAACAUUUUAUUGGUUGUGUUUUGGGAUUUGACUGACAUUUUGCAAACCACCUGCUUUGUGAACUGAACAAAUAAAAUAAAUAAUACUGGUGUGAGGAAGAAUUUCACCCUGAUUGGGGAGAGUAAAACACUAGCCACAACACUAACUCUUUGGUAAUGCUACCACAACCCUUCCACUAAGCUAGUGAGAUGCAGGGACUCACCAUUUCCUUCAGUGGUUUAAUUUGGAAAAUAAGGAAACAGCCAGCAGACCCACUUCAGUCAAGCUGGGUGUAAAAGUCCAUCCAUCCCCUCUUUCUUCUCAAUAUACCCACUCAGUAGCUUGAGGGCAAGUAUUUAGACAUAAAGGGCAGGUACAAAUGAACGGUCACAAAUGCAUGCCAAAUCCCAAAAGCCAUUUUAUAGAUACUUUUAUUAAGAAUAAUAAUUUAGAGACUCUGCCAAGAAGGUUUCUGAAUGACAGUUUGCUCCAGAUAGCCAACCAGCAGGUCUGAAAGAAAGGCACCAUUAAUGCCUAUUAGGGCUAGAAACUGGGCAGUCAAUGUGUUACAUGAUGAGGAGAUUGCCUAGGUACUCAUUGAUAGACAAGAUCCUGUACAAAGAAGGCUCCAGUUGUAGAUUCAAAGGAGGCAGGAAAUAAGGACCUGAAAAAACAAAAGCCAAAGGGACGUUUUGUUUUAAACAGACAUGUUUAGGCAGGUCUUCAUGAUAAUUUAUCUUUGUUCAAAGAAGGGUUGAAAUGGAUGAAAUGUUGCCUUGGAGAAACCAUGAAUGGCUAGUAAGAUUUGCUGUUCACUUGCUCCAUCUUACAAUAAUGUGAUUGGGCAGACACCCCCACCUUUUUAGAGAUACUAGGUCUUUGCACCUCUUAAUUCUAAACUUGCUGUGAAGUUCCAGAAUGAACUAUUCAUCUAUUACCAGCAUAUUAUCUGUGUAUUUGUAGUAUUCAAACUACAGAAACAUCUGUCAGCAUAUAUGUGCAGUUAUUGGAAUUUAAAUAUGUGACAAGUCUUUUUAAUCUUGGACACUUGAUGUUUGCAGAACAGACUGUUGAGGUUUGGUACUUGAUCUCAGGCACAAAGGCUGAGCCUGAUCCCGAAGUACCAUAUGACUAUUUUAAGUUAUGAGAGGUACUACAAAUUAGACCCUAAAAUUAGUUGUUCACAAUUUUAAAAAUCUCCUUUUUAAUGGGUUGCAAGCACAACUUGCCUGUGUUUCUUGUGAAACAUGAAAAUGUCAAUCUAAUGUUAAGGCAUGUAUGUAUGUAUGGUCCUAUAAUUUUGUUUUCUGUUUUUUCCCCUUUCAGGUGUGAAUCCAAAUAUGACCUACCAUUCACUCUACAGAUACUUUGUGGAGCUGUGGAUCUACCUAGGCUUAGCAUGGCUUUCUCUCUUUGUUAACUGGAAGGUCAGCAUGUUUGUUGAGGUCCACAAAGCAAUCAAGAAACGAAGGAAAAAAAGGAAGGAGUCCUUCGAGACCCACCCUCCUACAAAAAAAGCUCUUCAGAUGUCUAACCCAAAAGAUGUGAACAUUUUCAGCUUCCUUUCCAAGAAGCAAGAGACUUACAAUGAUCUCAUCAAGCAGAUUGGAAAGAAGGGUCUGAAAACAAGCAAUGACAAAAUCCUAAAUGGAGAGCCAGUGAAGCCAGCCUUGCAACAUUCUAGCCAAGAUGUCAAAGUGAUGUACACAAGGAGCAAGUUGUUUGACUAUGAUGAGGUUUCUCUGGGACUCCAAAACUUUCAUGUUAUGAGGCAUCUAACUGAUAGACGUAUUGGGGAUAGCCCAAUUGAGGGCAGUGGGUUUGUAAAUCAACUGGAUCGGAUCAGUGAGGAAGAAGGAGAAGCAUGGGACUCCAGGGACUAUCGACCCCUGAUCUUUGAAAAUGCCAAUAUAACUUUUGUAAAUGAAGAUGAGGAUGAAGAGGAUAUUUCAGAUGAUGAAGAAACUUCAAAGUCGUCUAUGGAUGACAAUCUUGCAGAGGAGCCAGAGUCUCCAAAAAAACUGGUGACAUUUUCAUCCUCUGAUGAAUCUACGUUUACCAAUAACGAUUUAGAGAUAUCUGUGCCUUAUGAGCAGCUAUUGAAUGAAUACAACAUAGUGAAUACUGCAAAAGCUGCAACGUGAACAACAGCUUUUUCUUUUUUGUUACUGGCUUCCUGAAGAUCAUUUAACACAGAUUUGAACAGAUGAACAUGCAUGAGGAGGAAAAAGGGGAAGGUGUACCAUGGUUGGCAUUUUCUACUGCCACCACCUCCUUGUAUUAGUAUACUGAAAGCGUUCAACAGCUAGGUGUUAUCUCUAGUUGUUUGUUACUCAGUUUGAUUACUCACUGUGAAGUGACAAUUCUAAAAACUUGAGGGUUCCUUUUCCCUUUGGGGAGUUGGUCGUGCUUGAAGUUAGGAAGAAAAGCCUAGAGUUAUUGGGCCUAUUCAGUAUUUGAUGAAGAAUGACGUUCUGAUUUUGAAAUCAGACUGGUUUGGAUUGAUUGUAUGUAUGACAUGGCUGGUUACUGCACUAACUCUUGAUUUCUGAAAAACUGAAUUCAGAUCACAUCUAGGCUCAGAGUGGAAAAUGUUGAUUGUUUCAUGCAAGCUCAAAAUCGCACAAUGAAGCUCUCUUUCCAUUCUCCUUCAAAGGGAUGCUUUGAACCAGAAGGGCUGAGUAUCUAAAGGUCAGAGUUGAGAUACAUUGGCAGUCCUGACUAGGGAACUUGAACAAUAACUGCUCAAGUUAUGCCAGUUCUGCUGAGUCGUGAGCUGAAGGUCCAUGAACAAAAGCACUAACUUAGACACAGAACCAAUUUUAUGGAGACAUUAUAUCUUCUAUUGUACAAGAAACUAUCUGCAGUUAAACCUGGUUAUAAUGAAAAGUACAUAUGACUAAUAUUUAAAAAUUAGAAACAGAUUGGUGCGAGGAGAUUGCAGAUGACAGAUUUAAAAUGAAGAAAAGCACAGUGGCAAACAGUUUUGCAUCAGAAGUGCCCUUCCAUUGUCCAUAGUCUACAGAAAAUACUUGAAUUUCAUGUGCUCGUGUCUCCUAAGUGAAGUUUGGUGACACUGCCCUUUUGAAUGACUGGUUUUUAGAUAUAUAAAAAAUGCAAAACACAGCCUGAAUACCUUGAUGUUUGUCUGAACAGCCGAAGAGCUGCUUUGUUAUAUUCAUUGUCUCUCUGAUUCUAAAACAUUCCAUUUUUCUCCACUCCAUUUGAUACUUUAGAGUAGAUGUAUAUUUGUUAUGGGCACACAGUGUUGUUGGUUUUUCAUAUAUUUCUGCUGUAUUUCAACUGCUUUCUAAGUAAAAUGAAAAUGUUAACUAGCAUUUGGGGAGAGUAUGAGAAGACUUAUAAAAGCAGCCGAAGCUGGAUAUCAUGGCGAAGGGCUUUAUCUGAUAAUUGGCUUUGCAUGGCAGAGAAAUAAUUAACUCAGUGGUUGGUAUUCCUUUUUAAAUUACAUUAUAAAUCUUUGGAGCAGAGUUACAAUGGUGAACAAUCUAAGCAAGUGUUCUAGCCUAAGUGUUCUAGAUCACAGUCCUAGAGAUGUUUGAGGAUCAGGUUGUGAGACACUCCAGUGUAGAUUUUAAUUGUACUUCCUCCUGUUUUGAUCUGAAAUGGAAGAAUUAGUGGAUGAUGAAAAUCUUGGAGGGAGGAUUUUUGAAUCUGACAUGGUAAAAAGGGCCAAGUGGAAUUUUUGCAGUACUGAUCUUGAAUGAUUAGAUAUACUCAAACUUCUCUUUUUGACUACUGUUUGGCUUCUGAAGAGUGGGGAAGAGGUGUGUAGUAUUCCCUUUCUUAGAAAAUGUCUGCAGAAGGACAGCUCAAAGGCAUUAGCUGCAAAAGAUGGUCUGUUCAUUUCUGUUUGGAAAUGUGUACUGUAUAUACAAGGAAGGUUGCAAGAGGAGAAAAGAAAUUAAGAAGGAAUCCAAAACUUCUAUUUUCUCACACUUUUCUAGACAGGAAAUUGUUCAAUUGGAUUUGCCAGUGUUAUCUUAUGCAUUAUGUAAUGUAUAGCUGAAAUAAGGCCAAGAGGCUAGUGAUGUUUCUCUUAGAGGCUUUGUGGCUACUUUUUUUUCGACUGACCCUUUGCAGGCAUGACUUAUUUUUACCUCUGUAAAACAACAUUUGGCAUCAAACAGUUUCACAACUCAAAAAAUGUUGUCCUGCUGUUUUUAUCAGUGACAGUGUUCCUCAUAUUAAUAGCAGUUAAUACACUAAGUACUGAACUGUGUCCCAUUUUUGUUACAGAAGUGCAAAUCAUUCUUAUGAAAAUAACUUCAUAAUGUUGACAUUUCAAUCUGCUGUGUCUUCCAUGAAUGAAUGACUUAAAGGUUUCUCUCUGUACUAAAAGAGGUACAGAACGGUGCACACUUCUUUUAGAGUCAAGAUCAGUAUAGGAACAGCCAAGAAACAACGUAUAAUUCCCUUGAAACAUUACGUCUUCUUGGUGUGACUGUUGUGUUGUUUAGUGCAUAGGCAGGCAGAAACAAAAUGAUAGGAACUUGAAGCUGAGGUCUCCAUCUUAAGGCUCACCUGUACAUCUACAGGUGAGCUUGUGUGUCCUGAUGAAAACAUAGGUUAGGUACUGCUCUUUAGAUGUGAUUAACACCUUCCUAGGAAAUAUUCUGCAUUUUAGGAACUUUACCCACUUCCAAGGAAACCUUAUCCUUGUUUUAAGUGAAGACAAAUUUGAUAGAUACAAAUGCUUCAGUGUUCUGCCUAGUGCCUGGCUAAAAUCAAAGUGGACAUGUGAGAAACAGCUGGAUCAUCUGAUAGAAUCUUACCUCUCAACAAAUCCACCAUGUGCCUUGCAGUGGGGUUUUUUGGUCAUAAAGUGGCCAGCCCAAAAGGCUAUAUGCGUAACUUACUGGAUCAUGGUUUUUAGCUGCUGAAAGCUAUUCAUUUACCCUUCACUCUUCUAUGAUUCUACCCGUUAGUUGUUGGUUUCUUUCUUUACCUGGCAUUCAUUAAACAAUGGAGUCACCUUAGACCUACCAGAGGACUGGUUUGCCUUAGCACUCUCCUGGUCUGAAGUACUGUCUUCCAUGUUUAGUGGAGCUUCAGUCUUUUUCAGUCUAAGUCCCUUUGAAGUGCCUUUGACUACCUUGAAUUCUCAGCCAAGUAUUGAGAAGGAUUUCCAUAAUGUGAAAAUAAGCGAAAGUGUUAGGUUUGGAAACUUCUUCUCCUCCUCCGGCCUGAGAGCAGGGAAUCUCCACUUUAUGUUCAUGUUAUAGGUGUUUAUGGAAGGGAUUUUUUUUUUAAAAAAGAUAGCUGCUAACCUUCAAAAGCACCAGGGCAUCAAUCUUAUGCAUGUGUUUCAGUAGGGAAAGGGAGGAGUCUCCUUCCCACCUAUCUCUACCAAGCUGUGGAUCAUGAAACCUUGGUACUGCUGCUUUACCUUUUGCCCCACCGCUACUGUUGUCACUGGGCUCAGAACAACCCAGAAUGCUGGCAAUAGCUGCUAAGCUUCAUAGUGUUAUUGAGAGGAAAUACAGUUCCAUAAAUUGGACCAAACAACCCACCAACUCUCCUUCUUUUUCCUUAACAGUGUAUAGCAGUGGUUUUCAACCAGUGUGCCUUGAAUGGUGGUCAGGGGUGCCGCGGGCAACACUAGCCUCUGUUCCUCUUUCUUUCCCUCCCUUCCUCUGAUCCCCUCUCGCAUUUCUGCAUCCCAAAGACUUGCGCAGCUGUUUCUUGCAGCAGCUCUGGCUAUAAGAUCUGUGAGCGAAUGGUGCCUCUGGGAAGCACCUCUCUUUGGGGCAGGCAGCUCAUACACCAGGAACGGCAGCAGUAGCUGCCCAGAUGACUCCCAAGGAGAGGGGGGGAGAGAGGAAGCUGAGGGAACACCCCACAAGGGAGGGUGUUCAAAAAAGGGUGAGAGGCUGCCAGCUCUACACACAAGGGGUGACACUACUGGACUCCUGAGAGCCACUCCUGAGUGUGGACUUCUGGGUGCCACAGAAAGAAUGUAGUUGGUCAAGGGAGCCAUGGAUCACAGAAGGUUGUUGAAAACUUCUGGUGUAUAGGAUAUUCUCACCACCCGAAUUAGCCAAACAAUGGAGUCAUUCCUGGGACUGAGGUUGGGUAUUCAACUAUCUUAUAGUAGGGUGGCAACUAGGUGAUAAUUUGCUCUGAAAAAUGCAGGAGAAGCUUUACAACCCACCCACCAGAUUGAUGUUUGAUUUAUAUGCAUAUCCACUGCAAAACUGACCCAUAGAUAGUGUAAAUGGUAUAUCGCUCUAGCUUUUCUCUUAAAAGGGGGCCACUAAAUGAAGCUCUGAAACACUUGCUUACACAACUGUUAUGAAUUUAAUAUAGUGGUAUGAAACUUUUAAGCAACAUUUUUAUUGGUUCUUCUUAAUUUGAAUACAUAGUUGACUCCAUUGCUGGCAAUGGGUGUUUCAAAACAUAUAAACUAAGUUUUCUGCCCUGAGCAUGAUCUGAUUCUCCCCUUAUUUUAUUGAUACGGUACAAGUGAAAAUGUACUAGUAUCUUCUCUGGAAAAAGUAUUAUGUAUGCCUGCUGAUUUUAAAAGUUGCCUAGAGCCUUUAGUUUUCAUGCUUUCUAUGCUGCACUGAAUUUUAAAAUGAGGGUCUCCAUUUUCAUAUGCUUCUGGAAGUGUGCACAGACCUAAUGAUCUCAUCUCUCACUCCAUCACAUGAAUAGGCACAAUUCCUGUUUCAGUCUGUACUUUUGUUUGCUGAUUUGUGUCACUGGAAUCACUGUAUGUACAUAUUAGACUUUGUAAAAUGUAAUUUAUUUUAACUCUUUUUCAAUAAAAAGUGAUUAUUAUUUUUAAAAAAGAA
Molecule: messenger RNA, 41088 nt
Organism: Podarcis lilfordi (Lilford's wall lizard)
Lineage: Eukaryota; Metazoa; Chordata; Lepidosauria; Squamata; Lacertidae
Source: the annotation of a GenBank genome assembly